Molecule: messenger RNA, 2353 nt
Organism: Mauremys reevesii (Reeves's turtle)
Lineage: Eukaryota; Metazoa; Chordata; Testudines; Geoemydidae
Gene: CREB3L3
Product: cAMP responsive element binding protein 3 like 3
Exons: 10
Coding region: 168-1529 (453 amino acids)
Biological process (GO): regulation of transcription by RNA polymerase II
Cellular component (GO): nucleus
Molecular function (GO): RNA polymerase II cis-regulatory region sequence-specific DNA binding; DNA-binding transcription factor activity, RNA polymerase II-specific
Source: RefSeq, a predicted model, not a curated record
UCGGUUGGAGUUUAAACUUUGUCACUGAGUGAAAGAAGCUUUGGGGAGAAGCAGAGAGAGAGAGAAGACUCAUCCCAGCCACCAGUGAUUCCCGGGGUUCGCCGGGAACCCCCAGUCCACAUCAGCAGAGGCCCUUGGAGUGGGACUUGGUUAUAGACAGAGCAGACAUGGCCUCCAGCUGCCCAAUGGGCAGCAUCGACAGCCUGGAGCUGCUGGACCUGCUCUUUGACCGGCAGGACGGGAUCCUCCGGAACGUGGAGUUUGGGGGCCACAUGGCCGGCUGGCCUGGGCCAGAGCAGAGUCAGCUGCCCGGUGCCCAGGAGAACGAGGAUUUCCUCAGCUCCAUCCUGGGCUCAGGGGACUCCGGCUCCGACUCCUCGAUCUGGUCCCCUGCAGCCAGCGACAGCGGCAUCUCCGAGGACCCGAACUCGGACCAGCUCGACAGCCCCCAGCACUACGUGCCCACAGGCAGCCCGGGGCCCGGUGAGCCAGCGUACCCCUACCAGGAGGCCUCCCAGGCCCAGCCCGCUCCCAGCCUGCCUGGGGCUGACCUGCGGGAGGCUGAAGUCUCCAUAGACCUUGACAUGUGGAAUCCUGGUUUUUUCUCGGAGAAGAGUCACGACCUGCCUGCUCCCGCUCAGAUGGCCGCUUCCUGCACCCUGACGGUGAAGGACCUGCUGCUGUCCAGCAGCUGUGAGAUGCAGCAGCAGCAGCUGAUGACCCCAGCGCUGCUGAGACAAAGUCACGGGCACUGCCAGGAGCUGGUGCUGACAGAGGAUGAGAAGAAGCUGCUGGCCAAGGAGGGGGUCACGCUGCCCACCCAGCUUCCCCUCACCAAGUACGAGGAGCGGGUGCUGAAGAAGAUCCGUAGGAAGAUCCGCAAUAAGCAGUCGGCUCAGGAAAGCCGGAAGAAGAAGAAGGAAUAUAUCGACGGGCUGGAGAGCCGGAUGUCGGCCUGCACGACGCAGAACCAGGAACUGCAAAGAAAAGUGCUGCACCUGGAGAAGCAGAACUCGUCCCUCCUGGAGCAACUGAGGAAACUCCAGACCCUCGUGGUGCAGUCGACUAACAAAGCCGCCCAGACGGGGACCUGCAUCGCGGUGCUGCUGCUCUCCUUCGCCCUGAUCGUCUUCCCCUCCAUCAGCCCCUUCACCCCCAAUCAAGCGGAGCCGGAAGGUGACUUUGGGCCGGUGAGAGUGUUCUCCAGGUCUCUCCAUAACGAUGCCUCCUCCCGCGUGGUCUAUGCCCUGAGGAAGGAUGCUGCCGAGAGCCCCCAGGAGCCGGAGAAUCCCGUGUGGACGGAGUAUGCCGGCGAGGCCCAGAGCGUCCUCCGCAAAUUCCUCAGCAGCCACGUUCUCGCCAGGCCCCAGGCAGAGGCUCCACAGGCCAACGGGACGGGGGCCCUGCCGCAGGACGGACACUCGGACUUGGAGGGGCUGAGUCACGACGGCCCCAUCGCGGCCUCGCUGGCCUGGACAGAGCCCAGCCAGCCCAGCCAGGUGCGGCUGGAGCCGGCCGAGGAGCUGUGAACGCCCCCAGCCAUGUCCCCCACGCCCGGCCAGCGACGGCAUGAGCGGGAGGGCCGGGCGCCGCUGGCCAGGACUCCAGCCGGGGCGGGGGGGGGCACUGAUGGGAGUGCUGCCCUGGGGGCCUGCCCGGGGGCAGGGGGGCAGAGCGCGUGUGGUGAACCAGUGAGAGAGAAGGGGGGUAAAAAGAGGGGGGGCAGCUGGCUCCUCGGCAGCUCCAGCAUGCGCAGGGGAGGGGAGCCUGGCCCCUGGGCAGCUGCCGUUUCACCCAGGCCAGAGCUGCAGGGGAACAAGACUCUCCAGCCCCCAUCCAGCCUUCCACCCCCGUCCCCCCCCCGGGUUGGGGCACGGUUGCUGCCUAAGCACGGGGCUCCCACCAGGUCCCCUGUGGAUUCCCUGGACUGGGAGGUUUCCCUGCAAAUUGUCUGACAUUUCCCCUUCCUUCACUGCCCCUUCCCCCCUUUUGGUGACAUCCCUCUGGGACUGGAGACGUUGAUCCCAGCGCUGCCCGUCCAGCUCCACAUUCGAGUCUCUUCUCUGUGCUCCCUCGGCUUGGGGAGGGGAAGCCGGGACCUGCACAGAGCCGCCCAGGCACAGGCUGCUCCGCGGAAAGGGACGGGGUCGGUCCCCUCCCGGCCCCACGGUGUGUGGCCUCUGGGUGCGUAGCCCCCAAAUCACCUCAAAGGCGGAAACCGGGCCGCCCUGCAGCUCCACUCUGCAGGCAUCUGGGCAGCCUGGAGCAGCUGGGGGGGGCAGGGGGAUCCAGAGGCAGCGGGGAAGGGGCCCGUGCAGUUUCCAAAUGGGAUCUGCUCCUGUCUGAGAGAGGC